Nelumbo nucifera (sacred lotus) is the source of this 1617-nucleotide messenger RNA. Its product is annotated as serpin-ZX. Lineage: Eukaryota; Viridiplantae; Streptophyta; Magnoliopsida; Proteales; Nelumbonaceae. Gene Ontology annotation, molecular function: serine-type endopeptidase inhibitor activity. The record is from RefSeq and is a predicted model, not a curated record.
GAUUGAGAUGGUCCGCGACUGCUUGCUACGUACGCAAAUCUCGAAUGCAGCAGGUCGAUCCACACGACAGGAGAAAAGUAAAAAGCAUAUGUUCAUUGAUCAGAGAAGACAUCUGUUCUUUGAUCAGAGAACACCACCUAAAGUCAGCGAUGUUGCGUUGCCCUGUCCGACUAUCUAUUAUCAAAAACUCUGUCCGACCUGCGCUUUAAAAUCAACUCCGCUUCAGUCUUUUUUUUUUUCAACAAUUCGAGCUUUUUACAGGAAGGGAAGAAAUGGAUCUUCGAGAGUCGAUAAGCAACCAAACUACUUUCUCUCUAGAAAUCGCGAAGAACGUAUUGUUGAAGGAAGGGAAGAACUCGAACCUUGUCUUCUCUCCUUUGUCAAUCCAUAUCGUCCUGAGCCUCAUCGCUGCUGGAUCCAAGGGUCCAACCCUAGACCAGAUGCUUUCGUUCCUGAGAUCGAAAAGUAAUAACGAUCUCAACUCAUUUGCUUCUCAGCUUGUCUCUCUUAUAUUAGCUGACGGCAGCCAGAGUGGAGGGCCUCUUUUGUCAUUCGCCAAUGGUGUCUGGACAGAAAAAUCUCUCCCUCUCAAACCCUCUUUCAAGGGGAUCGUCGAUACCGUUUACAAGGCAACAGCGAAGCAAGUAGAUUUCCAAUCAAAGGCAGUUGAAGUGGCUAAUGAAGUCAACUCAUGGGCUGAAAAGGCGACCAGUGGGCUCAUCAAUGAGGUCCUUCCAGCAGGAUCAGUUGACAACUCAACUAGACUCGUCUUUGCAAAUGCCCUUUACUUCAAGGGAGCCUGGAGUGAAAAAUUUGAUGCAUCAAAGACCAAAAACUAUGACUUUCACCUUCUCAAUGGAAGUUCAACUCAGGCGCCCUUCAUGACCAGCAAGGAGAAGCAAUUCAUCAGUGCCCAUGGUGAUUUCAAAGUGCUUGGGCUUCCUUAUAAACAAGGAGAAGACAAGAGGCGUUUCACCAUGUACAUAUUUCUACCUGAUGCAAAGGACGGGCUUCCAGCUUUGGUCGAGAAAGUGGGGUCAGACCCCGGGUUUUUAGAUCGCUACCUCCCAUUCGAAAAAGUGGGAGUGGGGGAGUUCAGGAUCCCGAAGUUCAAGAUUUCAUUUGGUUUUGAAGUUUCGAGGGUUCUGAUGGGGUUAGGAUUGGUGUUGCCUUUCUCUAGUGAAGGGGAUCUGACCGAGAUGGUGGAGUCAUCCACAGGAAAGGACUUAUACGUGUCUAGCAUUUAUCAUAAAUCCUUCAUCGAGGUCAACGAAGAAGGGACUGAAGCUGGCUCUGCCUCUGCUGGCGUGAUAAGUGUUAGGAGUCUGCUUAUUACUAGGGACAUAGACUUUGUAGCCGACCAUCCAUUCAUGUUCUUGAUCAGAGAAGACAUGACUGGAGUGGUGGAAUUCAUCGGGCAUGUGCUCAAUCCCUUGCAAGGUGCUUAAGUUAUGGGCCAAACUAGAUUUUAAUAGAUGUUAGAUAAAUCGAACGUGGAUGGAGUUGGGUCUCUAAUCUAAUAUUCUAAUGCUAUACUGUCUUCUUUUUGUACUCCAUAUAAAGUACUAUGCAAACAAACGCUUAUAUAUAUAUAUAAGAUAGUAAGUAUUACAUGCA